AUGAGAGGCUCUGUCCAGAGGAGCUCCCAGGACAGCAGCCUGGCUGUCAACUGGCACAUCUUCAGGAGGUACAGCCAGUACCUCAUCAACAUUCCCCAGAAGACCCUUCAACACAUCCCUCGGUUGAGGUCUGCUCGAUGAAUCUGGGUGCCUAGAGGGUGCAAAAAGCAUAACGAGACCAGCUUC
This is a messenger RNA of Geodia barretti, 186 nucleotides long. The record is from the annotation of a GenBank genome assembly. NCBI's taxonomy places the organism in Eukaryota, Metazoa, Porifera, Demospongiae, Tetractinellida, Geodiidae.